AUGUUCUCUAAAAUAAAAAGAAUAAUACUUAGUGAUUUCCCGCAUAGCCAACAUCACCCAGUGGUGGUGAAUUGGGUGCUCGAAAUUCCAGUUGUUCGAAUGAUGCAGAAACCAUGCUGGAAUUUCAAUAAAGCAAACUGGGGGAAGUUUGCAAACUACUUGGACCUUUUAAUAAAGUGGAAUUUACCUGAUAUUGAAGUAUUUGACCGAUUCACAAAAGCCAUAGUAGUUGCUGCAAAGAAAAAUUUACUUAGAGGUUUGAGAAAAGAUUACUUAAAUCAUGAGGUACCAAUAUUCCACAGUCUACACAAUAGAUUUAUAAACAUGAAUGCUUUUAACCUGCCCUGA
Cinara cedri is the source of this 348-nucleotide messenger RNA. NCBI's taxonomy places the organism in Eukaryota, Metazoa, Arthropoda, Insecta, Hemiptera, Aphididae. The record is from the annotation of a GenBank genome assembly.